AUGGGGCGGAUCCGAAACCGACAGAUCGCGUCACAGGGCAGCCAAGCUGAGCAGCCAGUCGCACCACCUCCUUCGGGAUUGCUUGAAAGGCUUGGCGUAAGGGAUGGAACGUCGUUAUGCCUAAUAGCAGCAACAUUCACACUGGCCAGCAGUUUAGUCAAUUUCCAAGUGUCUCUAUUAGGUGAUGAUGGGUUUACCAGCAAGGAGUACUAUAGUGAGUUGGUAACUGGCACAAUGGAGGUAGCUGUUUGCGGCCCCUAUAUAGUUCUGAAAUCGCAGGAGUUCGUGUCCAAUCUGUUGCCGUCGUGGAACACAUGCCGUCCUAACGUGCGGAUUUUCAGAGACACGGUCAUUCUUGUGGUCAUAUCUUAUCUGAUACUACUGGACAUCAACUGGAGCUUCGUCUGGCUCGCCAUCUUUCCCGUCACAGCCAUUGUUUUCAUACGAGCUCUGUACCUCAAGUUCAAUCGUCGUACUGGUGGCAGGAGUGUUCAAGGCACUCCAGGAUCUUCUAAGGUCGUUGAGAAGACCAACAGGAAAGCUAUGGAGUUUGUGAGCAUAGUGAUGAUGACGCUUGGGGCGCUAUUGGUUAUGGACCAGCUACCAGACCAUGCAGCCUACGGUUUCGCCAUCUCCCAGUUCCUUCUGUUCCUAAGCUGCACGGUGGCGGCGCUGACGCGCAUGAUGAUGAAGCUGCCGGCUGGCGCCUCGCCAGGCAUAGCACCGGCAUCGGAGAUGCUCCACAAGACCCUGCUUAUCCUCCUACUGGUGACUGGGCACACGGUAGCUGCAGAGUGGCUGGGCGAGGAAGUCGUUGUGCUCUGCUUGCCGGAGGUCAUCCCUGUGCUUCUUUGGUUCAUUCUUCACAUCGACCGUAAACCAGGCAGCAGCUCCGUCAUGAGCGUCCACAAAAUGAAGGCACACAUAAAUUGGCUUGGCUUGAUCGGUGCCGUGGUGGUUGCUCCUCUUUUCGCGUACCUGUUGUUCACCAUGGAUGAAUCUGGGCUCUCCGGCUGGUGUAUGACAUUCCAGGUGUCAUGUGGCGUCUCAGGGAUCCUGACAUACUACCUUGUGUUCAUGCUAAACCACUGGACGAGGCAACAAGUUGCAGCUGCUGGCAAGGAGGAUGGGGCUUCCGGUAUGCUCAAGUUAUGGGCCUAUGCUUUGCUGAUAGCGUGGGCUGCGUCUCUGCUGCUCAGGUGUCUGGUUUCUCUCCGGCUUGGGCUGCAACUACCACUGCAUGCAACGGCUGUGUAUGCCGGUAAUAUUUCUGGUUUUAGCUACUCAAAUUAA
Triticum turgidum subsp. durum (durum wheat) is the source of this 1293-nucleotide messenger RNA. Lineage: Eukaryota; Viridiplantae; Streptophyta; Magnoliopsida; Poales; Poaceae. The record is from the annotation of a GenBank genome assembly.